Messenger RNA from Trypanosoma grayi, 2091 nucleotides. Its product is annotated as calpain family cysteine protease-like protein. Gene Ontology annotation, biological process: proteolysis. The record is from RefSeq and is a predicted model, not a curated record. The coding region runs from base 1 to 2091 and encodes 696 amino acids. NCBI's taxonomy places the organism in Eukaryota, Euglenozoa, Kinetoplastea, Trypanosomatida, Trypanosomatidae. Gene Ontology annotation, molecular function: calcium-dependent cysteine-type endopeptidase activity. The transcript has a single exon.
AUGGCGUGGUGCGCUUCGUGCUGCAUCGACCCACCAAAGUAUGUGAACGGCAAGCCAACCGUGUCUGGCGGCGACAUCGCCCCUGUCUUUGCGGACGGCCGUCUGUUCCGCAUCGUAAAGAGAAAGAGGUGGUACUACUACAACGAUACGCAAGACUCUGAGAUGCAUGUGGGGAUGAAGUUCGGCGGCGGCUCCGUCAUUGAGGCCUUGGGGAAAACGAAGUUUCGCCAAACCGGCAGCGCCGGUGCCACCACCGCCACGCUGGUUAUUAUGCCGCUCGAGACGGAGCCAUUUAUAGAGGGCGUACCGCUGAGUUGGAAUGGAACUGCUGUAGCGCGUCCUUUCUCGGCAGUUGAAAAGGCGAAGUUUGCGCAACUAAACCGCAUGGUGGUGGUGCGAGAGAUGGCUGCGGUGUCAAAGGUGCUUCAUUUGCAGGGAGGCCGCAACAACACCAUUGACGAGGAAAAAGCGUUGCAUCUCUGUCUGAAGCACCACAUCGCGUAUGUGGACAUGAAUUUUCCACCAAUCAACAGUUCGAUCCGGCACCCGAGCGAUAGCUCGACUAAAAAUAUCGUCUUGCGGGACCUCGACAAGUUCUCAUGGCGCAGGCCGAAGGACUACCUCCCCAAGUCGUGGCAGAAGCGCAUUGCACUCUACAAGCAUGGCGUGAAUCCGCGAGCCAUUGACCAGGGAAAGCUGGGCGACUGUUGGCUAAUGUGCUCUAUUAGCGCGUUAGCAGAGCACUCAAAGUCCAUUCGUUCACUCUUUCUCAGUCCACACUGGUGCUGUCGCAGGUGGCGGGAGGAAAAGGCUGGGGCCUACCGUGUUAUGCUCAACUUGAACGGGUGGUGGCGUACCUUGGUGCUGGACGAUUACUUUCCAUCUACUUCGAAGCUUCCCUGCUUUGGACGGACCCGUGAGGCCCCAUGUGAUCUUUGGGUGUCUCUACUGGAAAAGGCUUACGCCAAGGCGUACGGCUCAUAUGCUGCCAUCUCUGGGGGAGCACCGGCCUAUGCGCUUCAGGACCUGACUGGAUUCCCAACGUUUGACUUUUCAAAGAUGUGGACCGCCGCGCUGAGGAACUCGGAAGCGGCGGAAGUUUUCUUCAAGAAGCUGCAUGAGUGGCGGCAUCAGAAUUACCUCAUCACCGUCAAUACACCAAACAGUGACCUGCGUAGCUACUUGGCAAGGCGUAGAAUUAGUCGAGACGCAAGGGAAACGGAGAUGCUGUUUGAAAAGGCCGGUCUUGCACUUGGGCACGCCUACACUGUGCUCGCUGUGAAGCACUUCCCCCUUCACGGACUUUGCAUGCUAAAGAUACGCAAUCCGUGGGCCAAUAAGGUGGAGUGGAGUGGCGAUUGGUCAGACAAUAGUGCAAUGUGGAAGACGUAUCCGCUUAUCAAGGUUAUCUGUCGCCCAGAGAAGAAGGCAGACGGUAUCUUUUGGAUCGAAUGGAAAGAUUUUGUUCGUUUUUUUGAGGAUGGCUGUGUGUGCUUCUAUCGCCCCGGUUACCACGAGUACCGCAUCCCAGGUGUGUUCCACUGGGAGAUUCCAAACGUGGUCCUCGAGGUAGUUGUGAAGGAAAGGUUUGAGGCAUGGUUGGUGCUGGUGCAGAAGAGCACGCGUGGGCUGCAUUCUUCCGACCCGGAGAGUAAGUACACCGGCCUUCUCAUCAACCUCUCGUGUGCGGAUGGCACGCGGCAGAAAGUCAUACGCUGCUCGGCCGAGAAUGCCGAAGACGAGUCUGAGCGUUACCUCUUUGUCAUGGGCAAGACGGUGGCGCUCAAAUACGAAUUUAUGCCGGAGAAUUCGCCCUACUACGUCAUCCCCCGUCGAAUGAUGCACAGCCAGGGCGAUGUAACUGACAAAAGAUAUGUUCUGGCGCUGCUGGUAAAGAAUAAAAUCCGAAGCUCCUCUGCGGAGGUGAAUCUGCGGCGUCUGACAAGUAACUGCGCUGUGUUUAAUAGCAUGAAGGUGUUUGAUCUGAGCGGCGUAUCGAAGGUGAGCACAACCUUUCAAUACAAGGCUGCGCAUGAAUUACCUGUGGCCAAGCAGGGGUCAUCAUUACACAACGCGAAAACCUGUUCUUGA